AUGACUGACCAGCUGCUUAACAAGCUGUACAACAUGGGAGUGAUACCCACACAGAAGAGCCUCAAUCUAUGCGAUAAGCUCUCCGUCUCCUCGUUUUGCAGACGAAGGCUGGCAGUGGUGAUGGUUCGAUUGAAGAUGGCGGAGCACAUGAGGGAGGCAGUAGCGUUCGUGCAGCAGGGCCAUGUUCGCAUUGGCCCCGAAGCUGUGAGGGACCCGGCCUUUCUGGUGACGAGAGCGAUGGAGGAUAUGCUGACGUGGGUGGAUACGAGCAAGAUCAAGCACAAGAUUCUCCCUGUUUUUGCUGCUUCAGCCAUGGCGCAUCAGCUUCGGCGAUCUGACCGGCUGCUGGCCGUCCGAUCCGCCGCUCGCAUCUUUCUCCAAAUCCCGUCGCCUCCCGGCAUCACCCCCGCGGCGCCCGCCGUUCCAACCCAUCUUCCCCACGCCCUUCGCCCGAUCGUACGCGACAUUUGCCACGUGGAAGGCAGCGGGCAGGCCAGAUUGAUCCAAUCCCGUCCCGUCCAAUGGGGAGUCGACAGGUGUCGUCGUACUCCUACGCCCCCUUCCGCCGUGUUUGCGCCCUUGCGCCGUUUGAUUUCCGCUCCCCAUGCGCCUGUGGGUAGCAAGCGCAGUUUUUCCGCCGCCACAUCUCCCCCGAUCCCGCCGGCCUCCGCCCCGAUCGCUGGCGGAAGCAUUGGCGGAAGCGCUGGCGGAAGCACCGGCGGAAGUUCUGGCGGAGCGGGCGGGCGGAAGGGGGGGCGGGGAUUGGUGAGCGUGAUAACGGCUGCCGCUAUAGCGGGCGCGGCGGGAGGAGCGUAUUAUUGGUGGGAGACAGAAGCAGCGAGAUUUGGACCUGGUCCCGUUAUAAUCACACCCGAUACGAAAGUAGGCUCGGAAGAAAAAGUUAAGAUAUCGAGUCCUGCGGCAGACUUGGGGACUGGGGGAACGAGGGCUGGAGAUACGAAAACGGAGGGCAAAGAGGAGGGGAAGGAGGGGGAAGGAGAGGAGGGGAAGGAUGGGGAAGGAGAGGAGGGGAAGGAUGGGGGAGGAGAGGAGGGGAAGGAUGGGGGAGGAGAGGAGGGGAAGGAUGGGGGAGGAGAGGAGGGGAAGGAGGGAGGAGUAGAUAUUGGGAGGGAGAGGGGAGAAGGGGGGGGAAGGAGGAGGCGGGAGAUGGAAGGGGGGAGGGAGAGGAGGGUGCGAGAGAGGGGGCAAGUGUGA
Molecule: messenger RNA, 1215 nt
Organism: Closterium sp. Yama58-4
Lineage: Eukaryota; Viridiplantae; Streptophyta; Zygnematophyceae; Desmidiales; Closteriaceae
Source: the annotation of a GenBank genome assembly